AUUCAGUUGGAUCCAUGAUGUACGACGAGCAGAGACCAGUGUCCGCCAACUACGACAACCCUCAGAGUCCAAAGUUUAGCGAGCGUAAAAUGGCAGAGGCUGCGUACAAUGCUUCAUUGCCAAACCAUCCCCUCAACCUGGAGGUUGGUCAUCAACUCCAGAGGGCGGCAAACAAUGGUGAUCAGCAUUCAAUCGAUCCAUUUGAUAUGGAACCAUUCAAUCCAGAAGCUGCCAAACAACCCUCCAACCCUUCUGCAGUUGUCGGUGCCUCAGGCCUGCAUCUUCAAGACACGGUUAGCAACGCAGCUUCCGCUUCAGCCCCAGCCCCACCGACAAAUCCCCUCUACAAUGAAGAAUGGUUCCAUGGGCCAAUGAGCAGGAAGGAGGGGGAGGCACUGCUCAGUAACGAUGGAGAUUUCUUGGUCAGGGAAAGCACGACAGCCAAGGACCAGUACGUCUUGAGCGGGAUGCAGAACGGCACACCGAAACACCUGCUUCUAGUCGACCCACAGGGCAAGGUGAGAACGAAAGACAAGGAAUUUGACAGCGUAAGCCAUCUCAUCAACUAUCACCGGAACAACCGACUGCCGAUCAUCUCUGCCGGUAGCGCUGUCCAUCUCAAGAGCCCGGUCGUCCGGAAAUUCAAGACAUAGGCUCAACCCCCCCCUCCCCCCCCCCAUCCUCCCCCACCCCCAUUGCCACUCCCCAGAUCCAUAUUUCCAUGCGAACUGUUAUGAAAUAGCAUUAUGCAAUCAGUGAGUGAAGGACAUGUAUGUAGUCACUCGCAGCUCAUUACCGGUAAGCGUUUUUUUAAACGUCUUUGUAACUCUCCAUCAAUGCCUUGCAAGGUAAGUAGAGCUUUACAUCAGGAAAUGAUGGUACCCUUGCUCUAAAUUUCAAAGGCAAAAUGACGUAUGCCUGGGUCUUGUGAUACAAAGUUUAGUGAUGAAUCGUUUGCUUGAUGUUCACGAUUGAUUGUACAUGUACCUUGUAGUCAAUGCAAUCAUACAGCAAAAUUGAUGUGCGGUCAUUGCGAAGCUUUGUGUUACGGGCCAUUGGAGGGGCAUUUUAUCAAACAAGUAGUCAGUGAUUUGCACUGAUUAUUUGUGGUUAACAAGUAAAAUCCUUCCUUCUGAUUGGCACAGUGCAAAUUUUUCAGUGGAAGGACCUUUGAUGAUGCGAUUCUUGAGGGUUUGGAUGACGUACACGUAAUCACUGCAUAAUGAAAUUUCUAAUUUACUUCUGUUGAUAGCGGCCUUGAAUCGCAUUCGACCAGGAUAUAUACGAUAUUUGCUUUAUCCUUCUUGAACAUCUACUUGUGAGCAGAUGGAAUAUACACACUCAGAAAAAAAAAAUUGUAGCAUGGAGAAUGUACAUUGAAAUGUCUUUUUGAGGUAUAUUGGAAGUAUAAAUGCACAUUAUAUAUACAGAUGUUAGAAUCCUAUAACGAGGUAAUUAUGUUUAUGGGGAACAUUGAAAACUUCUACCUGUAACAUUCAGUACACACAAUAAAAGAUCUAUCCGAGGCACUUUUGAAUAUGACAUCUCAUAUACAUUAAGGUAAUCAUCAUAGUUGUAAUUGGUAUUAACGUAAGCGUACAUGUACAAUGGCAUCAAACGUUCCAUACCAUCAAACAUUUUAUUACUUUUUACUUAUCCGUUUAGUUGUUAUUCAUAUUAUGCUUUAAAAAUGCUUUCAAAUGGUAAAAUUCAAUGAUGAGGACUUUUAUUAACCAGUGCUCGCCCCCCCUACCCUGUAACAACACCUCAAUUACUGUAGAUGCUUAACUGUGACUCCUCAUGCAUUACGAUUGAUAUUUGCUGCAAAAUAAAGUACAUAUGUUAACAUGUCUGUUUCACAUACAUGCACCAAUUGUAAAGUUGAUAUCAUGUGACUGCUCAUAUGAUUCAUCAUGUGACUAAGAUUUGGUUUCAUUAACUUUAGUCAGAUCAGGGGCAUUUUUCAUAGAACUUGUUGGGAUCACAAAUUUGCAAUCAAAGUUUAAAGCGACUGAAAUCAUUCAAUUUCAUUGGCUGGCAGUAAAUUUGUUACAGAAAUUGUGCAUUUGUCAUUAUAACAAGCCUUUAUGAAAAAGGACCAGGUGCAGAAUAAACAGAUCUUUAGUUUAUUUUCUUCCCUUUCUAGCUACAAAUUCAAGAACUCUGUGGUAUCAUGAGAUAUUGAUCUAGAAUUGUAGUUGUAUGUACAUUGUUCUAGUUACAAUCAUGGGUACAAUUGAUUGUAUUAUUACAUUGCCCAGGACCUGGUAACAUAAAGAGAUGCAAUCAAUGUUUACAGUGCAUUGGAAUCACGUACACAUGAGAGUUUCAAUCAGUUGUAAAAUUAAUAUAUUAUAUAUGUUAAUCGUAAUUUUAUUAUUUUCUUCUCUGUCAAGUAUUAACAAGCUAUUAAAGUGAUAUAAUUAAUGUUUAUUAUAAAUAGGAAUGAUAUGCACAUUAUUUGCUAAAGGACAUUGUUACAAUCAGUUAUAAACACGAUAUAUUGUAUGUUUACAAAUGAUUGUUGAUUUUUUUCAGACUUCAUUGUCAAGUAACAGGAGAUCUAAUUUUGAUUGAUUUUUUUUAAUGGUAUUCAGUGACAGUUUGUCAUUUGAAUUUUAAUUUUAUCAAUCAAAUCUUUUAAUUAAUUUGGUCUAUUUUGUUGGAAUGGACCCUUUAAUGUGUCAAAGAAUCAAUUAUCAGCAUUAUCAUCAGCAUCUUCCCUGUCAUUUUAUCAUGAAUGUUGCUGUUUUUAAUCAUGAUAUCCUUUUUAAUGUUUUUAUAUAUCAAUUCAUUUUUUGCUGUUCCAUUUGUCUGCAAAAUCUUUUUCAUAGAUAUAUACACAUUAUCAUGUACUCUUAAUUUGCUUACAGGCAAAUCCCUUGUGACCGUGCAAUGACAUCUUGUAUGUUGCAUAAUACAUGACUACCAUCUGUCAUUUAUGUGAAAAGCCUGUUCUCCUUGUGGGCCAACAACUUUUCCAAGAAAAGAAGCGCAACAAGUUAGAAUUGAAAAAAAAGUAAAAAUGUAUAUCGUACUGCAUGAUAAAUUCUAAGACCAGGGCUCCGUAACACAAAGAUUAGCGAUGAAUUGCAGAUAUGAAAAACUGCUCUGAUAGGUCCCUGGUCAGUAUUUUAAACCUAAUGCGCGUGUAACAUUGAUAUUGAUUGGUCAGUUCAUUUAGCGAUUGAUCGCUAAUCUUUGUGUUACGGAGCCCAGGACCCCAUCUCACAAAGAGUUACGAUUGAUCCGAUCAAUCGUAAUUCUAUGGAAAUCCAUCACUGUCAUAUUUUCUUUCUACAAAAAUUGUCUUAAUAUCCUUUGUAUGCAAAGAGGAGCGCAGUGAAUUUUCAAGAAAACAAUUAAUGUAUGAAUAUACAUCACAGCUAGAGAAUAUUUUGAACAAACAUGUAUAAUAGAUGUUGACGUUGCUGGCCGUCCAUAGUAGCGAUUGAUCGGAUCAAUCGUAACUCUUUGUAAGACGGGGCCCAGGUAAGAAUAAGGAAAAUUAGAACUGCAAUUGAGAUCCUGGGAAAUCCAGUGUUUAGAUUAGAUUUUUAAUCACGUUGAAAGAGAAAUGUGAUGAAUGCAUGGUGUUGAGUACACGGUUGUCAACCAGCAUCUCUGACUUCGCAAUAGGUGCACAACUUGGUAUCAUGAUAUGCUCAACUCAAUUGCUUGGUCCCUAUAACAAUCCAUCGGUAUUGCUAUUGUUUGGUUUAAAUGUUAAAGUCCUUCCUGAGUUCACAUACCUUCCCGUUUAUAAACCUACACAGUAUUAUAAGGUUAUCUUCCAAACUCAAUCACUGGCCAAAGAAUAUUGCAGAGUUAUGGAUUCUUCUCUUACCUUAUAUGAUGUACGCAUGCAUCCCAUAAAUAAUAUGAGCGUAAAACAAAGUAAACAGUAAUUAUGAAGGAAAUACCUGACUUCGACCCCGAGGAUAAGUCUCCAGACUUUGCCUCUGAGGAUAAGUCUCCAGACUUUGUCUCCGAGGAUAAGUCUCCAGACUUUGUCUCUGAGGAUAAGUCUCCAGACUUUGUCUCUGAGAAUAAGUCUCCAGACUUUGUCUCUGAGUAUAAGUCUCCAUACUUUGAACCUCAAGGUACCCAGUUGCCCCUGGUUGCCUAGCCUAUAACCUAAGCAGAGGCUUCAGCUUUUGGCUUUGCCUUUAAUUAUUAAGAGUCUGAUGCUGAUGCUGUUUCCCGAAACAUCAGCACUUCAUGUACAUCUGAUGCAGGAGAAUAUGCACAGUGGCUGCAAAAGCAACCACUGUCCAUACACUCUGGUCUUUUGUUACUUGUUUUCAUUUUAUUGAAUAGGAUUCAGUGCUGGUUCUAGAUGAAAAACUGCUACUGGACAUUCCUCGAUAAAAGAAGACAACAUUGUUUAUGGUAACAUGGUCUAUACCCUAACUUUUCUGUAAUGUACAGUACAUGACACAUUGAAAUAAUGUGGAUAUUCCGUCAUUUAUUACAUUGAUAAUCAUACUUGCUCUGUUUCUAAUUAUCUGUAUUCUUAGUGGUAAUCCAGGUUUUAAAACUGGUUUAGUCCCCGAUAACGGGGCAUGGCCGGAUUCACCUCGCACUCGCAGAUAUCACCCUCGCCCCUUACCUCUACUUUAUUUGGUGCAUCCUCCUCCCUCAACCUGACCCCCCUCCUCUCCACCACCACUUGCUGCUUGAUUUUUUUUCUUUGGUCGCCCCCAACGAACGUAGAGGGCAGCAACACCCCUAACCCUCUGAUAAAUUGACAAAAAUAACUUGAGUUAAUUUUAGUCAAUUAAAUAUAGUUCAUCACCUUCAAUAUUACUUGACCUGCUAUGUGCUACAGUACCUUCAUAUUUAUUCUUUUGUUUAACUGCAUGGAGUAUGCAUAACAUAAUUUGUCUAUGAUGUAUAGACCCCAUUUACGAAAAAACGAGAUGAAGAAUAUGACGGAUAGGUCAUUUACUACAUCGAUGCUGCUUAUAAUAUUUCCAAUCAUUCCUAAGUAAGUUACACCUCAUUGAGUUGAUGAGGUAAUUACAGCAGGCUGUGCAUUGGCGUUGAUUUGUUAUCAAAUUUCAUUAUUAUUUGACUACAUAUGUAUUACCUGUAUUGGCAAUGUAUCCCGUAACUGUAUUUUCCUGUUUGUAGUAUAUUAUACAUGUUUACAGAAAACAGAAAUUUACACUAUUUUUUUCUCUCUCUUCCAUUUCUGGGGAAGGUCUGUUCAGCAAUAUCCGAUUACAUGUCUCCAUGAGGAUGUGUAGAGAUUUUGAAAACUUCAUGGCCUUCAGUUUAUUCUUUUUUUCUUUUUUUUUCAGAAUAAUAUAAUCACAACUUUAUUGAUUGUUUUUUAGGAUCGACAGAUGUGUGGAUCAUAUUCUAUCCCUCCUCUCCCCUUGUCCUUCGAUGCUAAUGCCGUGUGGAUUCCCUAUUUUUUUUUUCUUAUGAUGUCUUGAAUUUAAAGGAGGGACUGAGAUCACCUUGAUACCAAGCUGGUUGUAAUAAAAAAAAAUGAAAGAAAUAUAUUAAUGUAGGUUUGAUGAUAUCAUGUCAAAGAAUAACAGUUGUGGAUUUUUUUAAGUUUUUAAUUUUUGACAUGUAUGAGCAGCUACCCCACAGGUCAUAUCAUAUUUACUCCACAAUUUUAAUGGUCACAGGUGACUGAAAAUAUAUUGUAUGAUCUUACAUCUUGUUUUUACGCAUUUUCAUCAAAUCUACACCUGUCUGUUUCUUUCACUUUUCUGCUUUCAUUAAACCAAAUAUGAUGUCAGGGUGAUCGUUCCCUUUAAUUUGGCAGUUGUUUACCAUAUACACUCAGGCUGAAUCUGGUUUUAUCAUUUUCAUACUCAAUCAAUUAAUAAAUUUCAGUGAUUGAUUUAAAGGAAAAUCAGUACACUCAGAAUUUCAUUAAGAUUAUGAAUUGAUAUCAAAACAUAGUUUACAACUUUUUACUCAAUAAUAUCUUGAUUUUUUUUAAUGAUUUUUAAUAUCAUAAUUUGUGAUGAGUAAUUGGUUGCAUCCAAAACACAUUCUUCUGAGGUGUUUAUUCUAAUAUUUUUUUCAAAUCAAAGUUUAUAUAUUGGAUAAAAAACUAUUUGUUUUGUACUUUGUGUUUACUUUCAGAGCUUCUUCAACGGGAACCAUGAUUCUUCUAGAUAGCAAAGUAUGGUGUGUACUUUUUUAAAUCAUUGCGUCUACCUGUCAUCAAGCAUUAAAGCAAUACAAUUCUCAUGAAAAGAAGUUUUGAUUGAAAUGAUUAUUGAAGCUUUACCUUCUUUAUCCUGAUUCUGAAAUUGAUGUUGAUGAAUGCUGUACAGUAUAAACAGUUUUGGCAGAAUUAUUUUUGAAAUUCCACUGCAUAUUUAGUUUACUAUUGUCAUGUGCUUGUUUGUAUAUAUUCAAACGUAUUAAUCAUGAUAAUAUGAGAAUAAUCUACGAACAUUCAUAGUACUCUAAUUGCUUGUUUUCCAGCUUGUAAAUAAUGAUAAUGAUACUGAAUGUUAAACAUUUAGGCCUUACCGUGUAUUAUGCAAUGAACUUGUUCUUUUGGUGCGACUGAUAAAAAAAAAACCAGUUAUAUUAAAAAUAUAUUACGAUGCUAUUUUAGCAGACAUGUAAAGUGGGUGUGUAAUAGUAUGUAAUAUGUAUUAUUGCAGUGUUAGGGAGCACAUGCAACCAGAAUUUUACAGAAUAUAUUGUUGUAUGAAACACUGUAUUUUUACCACUACUGCUUAUUUUUGUGAGGUUCACCCCUCAAUGACUCCUGUAUUUGAGUCUGAUGAAUAAAUCUUGAUAUGACCACCA
This is a messenger RNA of Lytechinus pictus (painted urchin), 6792 nucleotides long. Its product is annotated as SHC-transforming protein 3-like. Gene Ontology annotation, biological process: cell surface receptor protein tyrosine kinase signaling pathway. Gene Ontology annotation, cellular component: plasma membrane. Lineage: Eukaryota; Metazoa; Echinodermata; Echinoidea; Temnopleuroida; Toxopneustidae. Gene Ontology annotation, molecular function: receptor tyrosine kinase binding. The coding region runs from base 15 to 653 and encodes 212 amino acids. The record is from RefSeq and is a predicted model, not a curated record. The transcript is spliced from 3 exons.